Messenger RNA from Pteronotus mesoamericanus, 927 nucleotides. RefSeq names its product HORMA domain containing 2 (gene HORMAD2). The record is from RefSeq and is a predicted model, not a curated record. The transcript has 11 exons. NCBI's taxonomy places the organism in Eukaryota, Metazoa, Chordata, Mammalia, Chiroptera, Mormoopidae. The coding region runs from base 1 to 927 and encodes 308 amino acids.
AUGGCCACUGCUCAGCUCUCUCACUCCAUCAGAAUUCACAAGGCAUCUAAGGAAACAAUUUUCCCAUCCCAAAUUACUAAUGAGCAUGAGUCAUUGAUAAUGGUGAAGAAACUUUUUGCUACUUCUAUCUCAUGUAUAACAUAUUUAAGGGGUCUGUUUCCAGAGAGCUCUUAUGGAGAACGCCAUUUGGAUGACCUCAGUUUAAAAAUCCUCCGAGAAGAUAAAAAAUGUCCUGGGUCACUGCAUAUUAUCAAAUGGAUUCAAGGUUGUUUUGAUGCUUUGGAAAAGAGAUACCUACACAUGGCAGUACUUACACUUUACGCAAAUCCCAAGGAACCUGAGAAAGUGACUGAGAUAUACCAGUUCAAGUUCAAAUAUACAAAUGAAGGCGCCUCUAUGGAUUUUGACAGCCAUUCAUAUAAUACAAGCUUUGAAAGUGGGACAAAGAGUGAAGAUAUUAAGAAGGCCAGUACUUUGCUGAUCCGUAAGUUGUAUAUGCUGAUGCAGAACCUUGGACCCCUUCCUAAUGAUGUUAUACUUACUAUGAAACUCCACUACUAUAAUGCAGUGACCCCAAAUGAUUACCAGCCCCCUGGUUUUAAGGAAGGGGUAAACUCACACUUACUGCUUUUUGAGGGGGAACCUGUAAACCUGCAAGUGGGAAUGGUCUCAACUGGCUUUCACAGCAUGAAAGUUAAAGUCACAACUGAGGCCACCAGAGUGUCCGAUUUGGAGAAUAAUCUCUUCCAGGAGAAUAGCACCACCGAGAUUGCUCAUCAAGGUCUAGACUGCGAUGAGGAAGAGGAAGAAUGCAGCAAUCAUAUUCAAAGAACGAAUAUUGUAUACAGUCAGCAAAGUUCUGAGAGCUCCAGGAAGAAAAGGAAGGUCAGCGAACCAGCUAAAGUCUUCAUCCCUGACGGAAAAUGA